CGGCAAUUAUCAACCAAUUUAAUAUUGACUCACAUAAUCCAAUAAUACAAAUUAUAUCUUAAUCAAUUAUUUUAUCAAAUAAAAAUGAUAAAUAGUAUUUGUAUUGAUAAACGCUAUAAUAAAACACGUUUUGAUAAAUAAUAUGUUUUAUCAGAAUUAUUGUUACUAUCAUGGCCGUCGUACGAAGUUGGAUUUAUUCUUUAUUUCUCAUAUUGUCAGUCAACGCAGUAUGGAGUCACAUUCCUUACUACAACUCUGCCGAGCCCGACGCACCAGCAUAUGUAAGCGGUGUUCCAGGCACCAAGAUGAGUGCCGUGACUGCAGCCAGCCGACUGAGCGCUGUGCGUGAAGUCAUGAAAUCGAAGGGAGUUGACGCCUACAUAGUACCAACUGCUGAUGCUCAUAAUUCCCAAUACAUAUCUCCGGCCGAUGCCAGGAGGGAAUGGCUGUCUGGUCUCCGUGGUUCCUCAGGAACAGCGCUGGUGACUGCCAAUUUGGCACUGGUCUGGACUGACGCGAGAUAUUGGACACAGUUUGAAGAGGAAGUCGACGGGAACCUCUGGUGGUUGAUGAAGCAGGGAGUUGAUGAAUCCCUACAGCAGUGGCUUGUCAGCAACAUGGCACCAAAUUCAGUGGUUGCAGUGGACCCCACCACCUACACUCGGAGUGCAUGGAGAACUCUUGAAUCAGCGUUAGAGGCUGUCAAUGUACGAUUACUUGCUUUCUACGACAACUUGGUAGAUGAAGCUCGGAGGCAGCUGGAUGAUGGCCCUCCAGAGAGGUCCAACAAUCCACUUAUACCUCUCUCUUUAGAAUUUACGGGAGAACUCGCGAGUACUAAGAUUUUAGGCCUAGUUUCGCAAAUGGAAGAAAGAGGCGCCACCGCGCUUCUUCUAACUGCAUUGGAUGAUAUUGCAUAUACUCUCAACCUACGUGGGUCAGACAUACCAUAUAAUCCUGUUUUCUUUUCCUAUUGCCUCAUACGAAGACGUGAGAUCGCCGCGAUUGACUCAGUAAUAAAUUUUACAGAAGUUGCUUUAUUUUGGGGUAAAGGUGUUUUACCUGAGAACAUCCAGAAUCACCUGACUACAGAGGCAGAAGGGAUCAUAUUGUCUUCUUUUCCUUACGAAGAUAUAUUUAGUUUCCUUAGAAUGAUGUCUACUAAUACUGAUGCCGAAGAGACUGUCUGGUUGUCUGAUGAAGCAAGCCACGCCAUCUUAAUGGCUUUAGAGGCGGGAUCUGCUCAUAUAAUAUCGACAUCAAUAUCUCCUGUUGCGCUGAAGAAAUGCGUGAAAAACGACAUUGAACUAGAGGGAUUCCGUGUAGCUCACAUCAAAGAUGGAGUGGCAGUGGUCCGCGCCCUGCACUGGGUCGAGAAAAUGGUGAACUCGGGCGAGGAAGUCACUGAGAUGGAUCUUUCAAACAAAUUGGUUGAAUUUAGAAGUGAUGAAAAGAAUUUCGUGGGGCCAUCGUUCUCUACCAUAGCCGGGGCGGGAAGUAAUGGGGCUAUCAUCCAUUACAGCCCCCAGAGCACGGGGCCACAGAGGGUGAUUAAACCGGAUGAUAUGCUGCUGGUAGACUCAGGAGGACAGUAUUUUGACGGUACCACAGAUAUAACAAGAACUCGCCAUAUGUCUGGAAAUCCCACACCUGAACAGCGACUAGCGUUUACUCGAGUUUUAAAAGGACAAAUCAAUUUGGCAACCACGAUUGUACCAAGAGGCACUUUAGGUAAUGUUAUAGAGGUAUUAGCCCGUAAAUUCCUUUGGGAUGUUGGCCUAAACUAUGGCCAUGGCACAGGACACGGCGUCGGCCAUUUCCUUAAUGUCCACGAAGGUCCAAUUUGGAUCCUAAGCGGACCAACUGCUGACGACCCUGGGAUUGCUCCCAAAAUGAUUUACAGCAAUGAGCCGGGUUAUUAUGAAGUUGGAGAAUAUGGUAUCCGUCACGAAGACCUGGUGGAAACCGUUGAAAUGAACAGGGAAGCUGAUCAUAUUCUUGCCUCAGGUUUGGUGGGUAACUUCGCUGGUCGCGGUGCGGUUGGCUUCCACACGAUAUCCUUAGCACCACAUCAGGUAGCCUGCCUGGAUGUAGACCUACUUACUGAUUUUGAGAUAAAAUACUUAAACGAUUAUCACGAACGAGUGUUCAAAACGCUGGGUCCUAUUUUAAAAGAAAGAGAAUUGACGGACGUCUAUGAUUGGUUAGAAAAGGAAUGCGCGCCAAUUAAACGUAGCGCCAGUAAUGCCGCCAUCUUUGUUAAUUCGACACCGUUUUUGGCGGGAAUUAGCGCUGUCGUUAUUUGGUUAGGUUAUUAAUAAAUUAUUGUAAAAUAAAAUAAAAUGAUACUUUUAUAGUACUUAAUUGUAAUAAGUAUAUUGUAUUUUUGAC
Molecule: messenger RNA, 2391 nt
Organism: Spodoptera exigua (beet armyworm)
Lineage: Eukaryota; Metazoa; Arthropoda; Insecta; Lepidoptera; Noctuidae
Source: the annotation of a GenBank genome assembly